AGGGUUUGUAUACUUCGAUGGAGUAAACAUAUGCUGUUUGUGAUUUUAAUAUUGAAAAGCAAAACUUGAUAUAUGUUAUAUUUUUCUUUCGCGGUUAAGCAACUUAGGCGUGUUUUGCGUAAAAAACUUUCGUUUAUUCUGCUUAACUUUACAUUUGUAAAAAAAAUACGUGGACUGGAAUAACAUGAUCGGUAUGGGUAUUUAAUGUUUUCCCCUUAAGCAUGCGUGCGUAUAAAUCCCAGUUGCGUGGUUUGCAAUGUGAUGUGUGAUUCUCUAAUGCGCGAAUUGACGUUGGGAAUAAUAAAGAAUAACGUUUUAAAAGAAUAGCAAUAGGAUGGAAUUUCAGGUUUAAAUAAUAGAGAAAUAAGAAUAAUAACCAGCCUGGUUGGAAUUUUGGUAUUCUUUUAAAAAAGUGUGUGUAUAGAAACUACAGUAAUCUCUUGCAUUGUGUUUGACGUGGACGCUAAUGGUUUGACCACUUUCGCUUUAGUAUGCUAGAAAGGUUUUUUUCGAAUAGAAAUCUCAAACCUAUUCUGAUGACUUUUUGCCUUGGGCACAACCUCGUUCCCAGGGAAUUUUGCCUUGCUGAUAAUAACGCUUUAAGGGCUACAAGACCCUGGGGACGAGGUUGCGAUGGACAGAAAGACCUCUGAUUCCCGAGGUACGAAACAAAUCCGACAAAUUGGUGACGUUUUUGAGAAAUCGAAAGGACGACAAACAAAUAUGGCUGUGCUGAGAUUGGGCAAUGCAGAUGUAACUCCUGCAAUAGUUGAUGGUCCAAGUUGCGUAUUCACAGCAAGUCCCUUUCUGAUGACUAAAAAAGCAUGGGUACCUGAUUCCGAUGUUACAAUUUGUCCAUUGUGUCAUCAGAAAUUUACCCAAAUUAGACGUAAGCAUCAUUGCAGACAGUGUGGUCGCAUUUUAUGCGGUAAAUGUUGUGAAAAUAAGUUAUUAUUACCACAACUUAAUUAUGAUCACGAACCUCAAAAAGUUUGCAACGAAUGUCUUCCUGUUAGCCAAUUGGUGGCAAAGUCUCGUUCACCUCAAUUUUCGAAAAAAGAAGAGGCUGCCAAAUUAUUGAACGAGAUGUGUAAAGACAUCAACCAGCUACAAAAGUUAGUUGAGCUAGGCGGGGUGCAGACAUUGAUAUUUCUGAGCCAGAGUAUCAACAAUAGCAUAAAGGAAAAUGUUGCUGAGGCAUUGCACAUGAUGGCAACCCACACUGUGUUGCAUCCACUUCUUGUGCAAUCUGGUGCAAUCAAAGCACUAUGUAGUUUGCUUUCAGAUUCGGAGAGUUUCGAACGAAUAUUAAUAGAUGCUCUCAGUGCAAUGAUGAUAUUUUGUAAAAAUGAAAAUUAUCGCAAACAAGUGGUUGUUGAAGGUGCGUUAAAACCAAUCCUAACUUUAUGCGGGAUGAAAGAAACUAUCGCGUUGCUGGCAACCACCACGUUAAGUCUUCUUGUUGAUAACGAAGACAAUUUGUACACUGUUGUUGAUAAAGAGAAGGAAGCCUUAUGGAAAAUUAUGAAUCUGGUAAAUGCGAAAGAUGAAAAGAUGCAAGAAAUAGCUUUGAAGAUUUUAGCCUCGCUUUCGCUAGGUACAGAAUGGCAUCGUCACAGAAUUGUGCAGGAGCAUUACUCAAAUGGAAAAUGUCUUGUUAAUGUAUUCCGUACAGUACCUUCCAAUCAACAGGUGUUAGUGAACGGUAUAUGUUUACUUGGUAACCUGGCAACAAGUGAAAAGGACCAAUCAGUUUUGCGUGAAUGUUUGGAGUGUGUAUGCGCAUUAAUGCGUAAAAAUGAAGUAAACGUAGAUGUUCAGGUACAGAUUUCUAGAUGCAUCGCAAACUUUUCAAAGCACAAAGUGAAUACAGAACCACUACUUGAAUACAUUCCAGAAAUUGUUCGACUACAUGUCCAGGUGGAAGAUGCAACCACGCGACUUUAUGGUGUAAAGACAUUAUUUAACUUGUUGAACAUCGAACAGGGUCACGUGUUAUCUUUACUAAGCAAGCCGCAGUUGGAUACCUUGCUACACUCUCUUCUGAACUGUUCAGGAAUGCAUGACUCUCUGUUGACAUGUUUAGAAAAAUCUGCACCUCCAAGAAGUCGCCCGAUGACACUAUAGCAACAACACUUAUUUUUAGAUGUUUGUUUUAUUAUAAAAAGUAGAGAUGUAUUGGAAUGUUAUAUUUUUUACAGAUGAAUAAAUAAUCCCUUUUUUAAA
This is a messenger RNA of Hydractinia symbiolongicarpus, 2226 nucleotides long. RefSeq lists its product as uncharacterized. Gene Ontology annotation, molecular function: protein binding; metal ion binding. The transcript has 16 exons. Bases 634 to 2127 code for a protein of 497 amino acids. Lineage: Eukaryota; Metazoa; Cnidaria; Hydrozoa; Anthoathecata; Hydractiniidae. The record is from RefSeq and is a predicted model, not a curated record.